ACAAUGAAAGUGGUGGCAUGUACAUGGAUGCUACUCUCUAUGUGCCUUUUGGGGCAUUGUCUCUUGGUUUACGGAGAAGACAAUGAGGCUCAAGUCCUCGAUGACUUUCUCAAUUCCCGCUUGUCGGAAAAACCAUCUCCGGUGAUUCGUUUUUCGGCAAGGUUUGAUGUAAACACAGAUAGCAUCCAGCCUCAAGAUGGAUCCAUGGAGACCGAUAAAAUCAGUGCAUUGCCGGGACAACCUGACGGUGUUGAUUUCAACCAUUAUUCAGGAUAUGUCACUGUUGAUUCCGAGGCUGGUAGAGCUCUUUUCUACUAUUUUGCCGAGUCCCCCGAGAACUCUUCUACAAAUCCUUUGGUUUUAUGGUUCAAUGGAGGACCAGCAUGUUCUUCGUUAGUCGGCGCGAUGGCGGAAUUAGGCCCUUUCAGAGUAAACAGCGACGGCAAGACACUUUUCCGCAACAAUUAUGCAUGGAACAAUGUGGCGAACGUAAUCUUCGUAGAAUCUCCGGCUGGAGUAGGCUUUUCGUAUUCGAAUACGACCUCGGAUUAUCAGAGUAUGGGUGACAAAAGUACGGCAAAAGAUGCCUACACUUUCAUCAUCAACUGGCUUGAGAGGUUCCCUCAGUAUAAAACCCGAGAUUUGUACGUUGCCGGCGAGACUUACGGUGGCCACUAUGUGCCUCAGGUUGCGAAAAUUAUUCUUCAUAAAAACAAGAAAUCAAAUCAAACACUAAUUAACCUUAAAGGCAUCGCGGUUGGGAAUGGUGUGAUCGAUGAUCGUACAGCCCUUCUAGGCCGAUAUGAUUAUUUUUGGACACAUGCCUUGAAUUCAGAUGAAACUAACAAAGGGAUCCACACCUAUUGCCAUUAUUUUGAUGAUAGAGAUCCAGAACAAUGUGCAAACUUCAUAAUCAAAUCCAGUACUGAGCGUGGUCAUAUUGAUGAGUACAACAUUUAUACCCCACGUUGUCAACUCAAUUCUUCUUCAUCCAUAAAAAUCUCAUCGGAUUCGACUAAUUUCGAUCCAUGCUCGAACCACUAUAUGUUAUCUUAUUUGAAUAGAGCAGCCGUUCAGACAGCUCUCCAUGCAAAGGCUUCUGCGUGGGAAAUAUGCAAGUAUGAUCUUGCUUCUGUUGGCUGGACUGAUACUGCUGUAACUAGUUUACCCAUCAUCAAGAAUCUCAUGUCAAAUGGCAUCAGAAUUUUGUUAUACAGCGGUGACUUAGAUUCGACAUGUCCGGUUACCUCAACCAGAUAUGCCAUAAACAAACUCAAGCUUCACAUCAAGUCUGCUUGGCGUCCAUGGUCCACGGAUAAGGAGGUCGGAGGAUAUGUGGUGGAAUACGAUGGUCUGACGUUUGUGACGGUACGAGGCGCCGGUCGUUUAGUCCCAAGCUACCAACCGGCUCGUGCUCUUACCAUGAUUUCCUCAUUCCUCGAAGGAGCUUUGCCUCCACCAUUUUUAAUUCAGAACAAUAGCUGAAGAUGAUUAUGUCGAUGCUCGCUUACAAUUUUUCAACUAAUAAUUAUGUGUAUGAGACAUAUUA
Messenger RNA from Hibiscus syriacus, 1549 nucleotides. RefSeq names its product serine carboxypeptidase 1-like. The coding region runs from base 4 to 1485 and encodes 493 amino acids. NCBI's taxonomy places the organism in Eukaryota, Viridiplantae, Streptophyta, Magnoliopsida, Malvales, Malvaceae. The transcript has 8 exons. Gene Ontology annotation, cellular component: vacuole. The record is from RefSeq and is a predicted model, not a curated record. Gene Ontology annotation, molecular function: serine-type carboxypeptidase activity. Gene Ontology annotation, biological process: proteolysis.